Fraxinus pennsylvanica is the source of this 1239-nucleotide messenger RNA. The record is from the annotation of a GenBank genome assembly. Lineage: Eukaryota; Viridiplantae; Streptophyta; Magnoliopsida; Lamiales; Oleaceae.
AUGGAGUGGGCUUUGAGUUCAGUUAAUCCACUUACUAUUUCUCUUACUGUUGGUUUUGUUCUUCUGAUUCUGAAUUUUUUGAAGGGCAAGAAAUCAGGUGAUAGACCACCAGGGCCUAAAGGAAUCCCAAUUUUUGGGAGUAUGUUUCAGUUGGGGGAUUUGCCUCACCAAACUAUGUACCAUUGGAGCAAAACCUAUGGACCUCUCCUUUGGCUCAAUCUCGGCCAGGUUAAUACGAUGAUCGUUCAGAAUGCCUCUACGGCUGCUGAGUUGUUCAAGAAACACGACGUGCCGUUUGCUGACCGCAAGGUGCCUGAUGCACUCACGGCGUAUAAUUUCAACGCGGGAUCUUUGGGGAUGAACACAUUUGGAGGGCACUGGAGGGUACUCCGGCGGCUCUGUUCCAUGGAAUUCUUGGUGAACAAGAGAAUGAACGAGACUACUGAGUUGAGAAUGAGGCUUAUGCACGAUAUGAUACGCUGGAUUGAAGAGGACUCAAAAACAUCGCUAGCUCAGGGAGGAACUGGGGCAGUGCAACUGAGCCGGUUCCUCUUCCUUAUGGCGUUUAACCUGGUGGGGAACCUGAUGUUGUCCCGGGAUUUGUUGGAUGCAAAGGAUCCUGAAGGGAAGGAGUUCUUUGAUUGUAUGAAUGUUAUUCUUGAGCUCGCAGGAACACCAAAUAUAGCUGACUUCUUUCCAGCUUUGAAGUUGAUCGAUCCCCUCGGGAUGAAGAGGAAUAUGAUAAGGAACAUGACCAGAACCAUGAAAAUUUCUUCCAAGUUCGUGCAGGAGAGGCUCGACAACAGGAAAGCAGGCAAAUUCCAGGAAAAGAAAGACUUUCUUGAUGUGUUAUUGGAGUAUGAAGGUGAUGGCAAGGACGGGCCUGAUAGAAUGACAGAGCACAAUGUCAACAUUGUUAUCAUGGAAAUGUUCUUCGCUGGAUCUGAAACUACUAGGUUCCCCUUGGCUCAUAGGGUGGUUCACCUCACCAUAGCCACCCUCGUCCAGGCUUUUGACUGGGAUCUUGGAGCAGGUGUCAAACCCGAACACAUUGAAAUGCAAGAAAGGUUGGGAUUAACUCUGAGGAAGAAGAAUCCACUCAAGAUAACAAGACAUAAUGAGCCAAUAAGACCAAGGGCAUGUCUUUCUCCUGCAUCCCCUUUCAUUAUGUCUCUUCUCCUAGUCUGUCUCUCUCUGUCAUGGCACGGGCUGCCCCUGCAUCAACAGCAUCGACAUUAA